Molecule: messenger RNA, 4085 nt
Organism: Anguilla anguilla (European eel)
Lineage: Eukaryota; Metazoa; Chordata; Actinopteri; Anguilliformes; Anguillidae
Gene: hmgcs1
Product: 3-hydroxy-3-methylglutaryl-CoA synthase 1 (soluble)
Exons: 10
Coding region: 148-1683 (511 amino acids)
Biological process (GO): acetyl-CoA metabolic process
Molecular function (GO): hydroxymethylglutaryl-CoA synthase activity
Source: RefSeq, a predicted model, not a curated record
AAGUCGGUCCGUCUUGUCUGUUCUGUCCGUGCAGUUGUUAGCAAACAGUUAACUAAAGAUCAUGACAUAAGGUCAUCUUCCGACGUUAAGGACUAGUUUCUGUUUUGGAAUCGAACACCAACUCAUGUCUAGCUAGCUCCCAACUAUAUGAUCGUAAGCUCUGUCAAGAUGCCUGGAUCAGUUCCUGCCAGCGGUGAGGCCACUUGGCCCAAAGACGUGGGGAUCAUUGCCCUGGAGGUGUACCUCCCCGCGCAGUACGUGGACCAGACGGAGCUGGAGCAGUUUGACGGGGUGGCGGCGGGGAAGUACACCAUCGGCCUGGGCCAGGCCCGCAUGGGCUUCUGCUCGGACCGCGAGGACAUCAACUCGCUGUGCCUGACCGUGGUGCAGAGGCUGAUGGAGAGGAACUCGCUCUCCUACGACUCGGUGGGCCGGCUGGAGGUGGGCACUGAGACCAUCAUAGACAAGUCCAAGUCGGUGAAGACUGUGCUGAUGCAGCUGUUCGAGGAGUCCGGGAACACAGACGUGGAGGGCAUCGACACAACCAACGCCUGCUAUGGGGGCACCGCUGCGCUCUUCAAUGCCGUCAACUGGGUGGAGUCCAGCUCCUGGGACGGUCGCUAUGCUCUGGUGGUGGCGGGGGACAUUGCGGUGUACGCUACAGGAAGUGCACGGCCCACUGGGGGUGCAGGAGCCGUGGCCAUGUUGGUUGGGCCCAACGCGCCUUUGUCUUUUGAGAGAGGUCUACGUGGGACACACAUGCAGCAUGCCUACGACUUCUACAAGCCUGACAUGGUGUCAGAGUACCCUGUCGUAGAUGGCAAGCUGUCAAUCCAGUGCUAUCUCAGUGCGCUCGACCGGUGCUACUCUGUGUACCGCAACAAAAUCCAUGCACAGUGGCAGAAAGGUGGGUGUGGAGAGGGAAUUGAAAAGCGCUUCAGUCUGGAAGACUUUGGUUUCAUGGUGUUCCACUCUCCCUACUGCAAGCUAGUCCAGAAGUCACUAGCCCGACUGUUGCUCAAUGAUUUCCUCAGUGACCCCAACCCCAAUACAGAGAGUGGGCGUUUCAGUGGCCUGGAGGCCUUCAGGGAAGUGAAGCCUGAGGAGACUUAUUUUGACCGGGAUGUGGAGAAGGCCUUCAUGAAGGCUAGCACAGAGCUGUUUGCGCAGAAGACCAAGGCCUCCCUUCUGCUGUCCAACGAGAACGGAAACAUGUACACACCAUCAGUCUACGGCUGCCUGGCCUCUGUCAUUGCGGUGCAUACGCCCCAGGAGCUGGCAGGGCAGAGGAUCGGUGUGUUCUCCUACGGCUCGGGGUUUGCUGCCACACUCUACUCCAUCAGAGUCACGCAGGAUGCCACCCCAGGCUCAGCGCUGGAUAUCCUGGUGGCCAGUCUCUCUGACCUGCUGGCCCGGUUGGAGUCCAGGAGAAAGGUUUCUCCAGAAGUGUUUGCUGAGAACAUGAAGCUGAGGGAAGAGACCCACCACCUGGCGAGCUACAUCCCUCAGGGCAGUGUGGAUGACCUGUUUCCAGGGACGUGGUACCUGACGCAUGUAGACGAGAAACACCGCAGGCAGUACGCUAGACGUGCUCCAUGGAUUGGUCAGUUUGACCAUGGCGACAGAGUGCUCCCCCAGGCUGGCAAAGAAGACAUGGUCACCAUCACCAAUGGAGAGCACUAACUUAGUCACCGUGAGCCACAGGCAUGCACGCAGAGAGGUUACCAUGACACACGGAAACAAAAGCAAGGAAUGCCAGUGGGACCCCAUCCUCCUUCUCCCCAGUGGUACAGCACUGCACACAAACCUGUACAGACUUAGCGGUUAGCGACAGGCAGCGUGCUGCUAAAAAUUCCCCAAGCUUCCAUCGUGUCCAUUAUUACCACAAGCACACGCACGCGCCUUUGCCUGGCACUUCCAAAGACGGGACACCUGUGUGUGCGCAUGUUCGAAACAUUGUGAACAUUGUUUUAACCGGAGGUUCGGUACCCCGUCUAUGAUGUACAGAAUGUGUUUCAUUUGUUUUAUUUUUAUUUUUAUCGUCAUCCUCAUUGUCAGUUGAUGGGCACUUAUGACAGUGCACUCGGGAGCCCUCCAGGAGUAAAAGCUUAGGGGUCACAGCCAGAGUCUGGGAAUAAAAAAGGGAACUGGACCUUUUAACCCGCUCUGUUCAUUUCCAUUAACCCUGCUGCAUUCCUGUUUCUGCGCUGUUCACGUUUAGCCCUGCCAUCAACGUGGACUACAUUGACCACUAGAUGGCGCACUUAACACUACAGAUUGUAAUAUAGUUUUGCCAUAGAUCUGGAUACCCAGGUCUACAAGCGUGGCUUACAGCAAGCAGAGAAGAAUGGUGCACAAGACUGAACCAUUCCUAUUAACAUUGUUAUCCAACAAAGGUUAUGUAAGUCAGAUAAGUAAUGUUUUUUUUUUUUUUUUGGGGGGGGGGGGGGGGGGGGGGAUUCAUUUGGUGGUUGUCUUAAAAUUUCAAUGAAGAUUCAUAAUUUGUUAGGAAUUUACCCAGCAGAGUGAAAAGUGGCAACAAAAAAAAAAAGCUUAAAAAAGGUUUCUUUGAAAGGGAAGUACACUUAGUUGUUGCCAUUUAAUUGAAUUUAAUUUAGGUUCUAAGAAAGUGUAAAUGUACUUUUACAAAAAUUAACACACUCAAAUGUAGCUAUAAUAUAGACUGAAUUGAAAUGCAUAGGUAAAAAUGUAACCAGUGAAUGGUAAAUGUAUGUUUCCAUUUUGAUGUAUAUCUGAAGGGGAGGGGAGCGUAAUUAAUCUCGGGGGGGGGGGGGGGGGGGGGCAUUUAUUAAUCAGACUUUGGUUGGCUCCUCUCUGGAUGUGAGCUGUGCGAUUCCAUCUUCUGUAAACGACACCACAAAACCAUCGAGAUGCGCAAACUGAGACAAACGCCUAUGCAAAUUCUCACGCUUCGAGGACUUGGCGAUCCUAGAGAACUAGUUUUAGAGAACUGGGCAGAAGUAAAGGGGUUUAACCUGACUGUAGCAUCCCCUGCUCCUUUAGUUGUGCCAAAUUGCUGAAGAGGGUGUAGCAAACUGUGCUUAUGUUCUGGAGGUUGAGAAUUGGGCACAGAAUUAGAAUAGUUUGUUCCAGAAUUUAAAAAAAGAAAAAAAGUCUUGUGGCUGUUGCCUUUUUAUGUCCAUUUUAAAUACUGUGAAAUUAUGUAUUUAUGUGGGGGAAAAAAGGGCAACUACUGUAUUUGACUUAGGGCCUUAAACUGUAAAGGGCUUACAAUUUUUGUCUGUUAUAAAUGGGUAUAUUUUCAGCGAGGACAUAUGUGACAAGCAAGCUUUAUUUGUAUACAGAAAUAUACUGGCAUUAUGCUAAAUGUUCUGCGUAUGCUCAGAAACAACUCAAAUCCUUUAUUAAAAAGGGGGGGGGGGGGGUGUUCUCCAUCCCAUCGUCCUGGAGCACAGUAUUGCCCCCAGGUUUUCUUGUGCUCCGCUUGAAGCACUUCUUGCGGUGGUCUAUCGAGCGGCCCUGAGACGGUGUUAUCUUGUGCUAGACAGUACAUGCUCAGGCAGGAAAAAGCUGCAGACGCUACUGUCCUCCAGGAAUGUCUCAUUUACCCGUGAGAGUUUAGCAUUUCCUCAGCGAUGUUGGCCAAGCUACUGGCACACAGCUGCAGUAGGGUUUGGAACUGUAGACCAGACAGGCAGACAACUUUUGGUCAUCAGUAUAGACUGCUCAAGUUACGAGAAGCCUUACUUUCACAUGUACUAAAUGUAAAAAAAGAAAAAAAGCAAACAAAAAACGGUAUACUCUUAAUAAUGUACAGAUUUUUUCUUUUUAUUUUGCAGCCAAGACCAUUUUACCUCCUGAUGUUAUAUCUUGAAUAGGCUGGAGUUUACAAAUAGUUUAUCUUUCAGAUCAAUUUAAUUAUACCAAUUUUUGGUGAUAUAAAAUGUACAGUACUAACUGUAGAACUAUUAUUUAUAUAUUUGGAGUAAAUUGGUGUCUGAUUAAGUUUUCUUUUAUAGAAAAUUCCAUAUAGAAAAUGCUGUGUAGGGAAUGAGCAGUUAAAGAGAUGAACUGAGAAACUAAUAAAUGUCUUCAUUUAAAAA